Molecule: messenger RNA, 2511 nt
Organism: Acanthosepion pharaonis
Lineage: Eukaryota; Metazoa; Mollusca; Cephalopoda; Sepiida; Sepiidae
Source: the annotation of a GenBank genome assembly
AUGGCAGCCACCGGGGUGUUGCCUUUUGUAAGAGGCAUAGAUUUUACUCGGAAUAAUUUCCAGAAUACUUUUCCCAAAGAUGUAGCUGAAAUGACAGGAUUGAGAUGGCUCCGCCUGAACAGAACCAACCUUACCAAUGUUCCAGAAGAAAUCAACUGUCUAAAAAGACUGGAACAUUUGUCCAUUACCCGUAAUAAUUUAAAAGAAAUGGGAUAUUCUGAUACAGCUUUUAUUUCCAGUGAUUUAUCUGUUGUGGAUCUCAGCCAUAAUAAUCUAAAUGAAGUACCAGAACAACUAGAAAAAGUCAAAGGCUUAUUAGUACUCAAUCUCAGCAACAACCAGAUUGAAAACAUACCAAACAACCUUUUUGUUAACUGUACUGAUUUGGUAUACUUGGAUCUCAGUGAUAACAAACUCGAAACAAUUCCUCCUCAGAUCAGAAGGUUGGUCAGUCUGCAGACAUUGAAACUGAACAAUAAUCCUUUGGCACAUACACAAUUACGUCAGCUACCUGCAUUGGUAUCAUUAACAACUUUACACAUGAGAAAUUCCGAGAGAACACUCAAUCACUUCCCCCAGAGUUUGGACAGUUUGGUAAAUCUUGAAGAUGUGGAUUUAUCUUACAACAAUCUGCCAAAAGUUCCUGAAGCCCUGUACAAUUUGAAAUCUUUGAAAAGGUUCAACCUGAGCAAUAAUGAAAUUAGUGAACUUUCUUCUCUUAUUGACACUUGGGUAAAUAUGGAAACAUUGAAUCUUUCAAGAAAUAAACUUUCUUGUUUACCUUCAUCAUUGCAUAAACUCGCCUCACUGAAAAAACUCUAUGUGAACAGCAACAACCUUGACUUUGAUGGAAUUCCUGCCAGUAUUGGGAAAUUAUACAAUCUGGAAAUCUUCAGUGCCACAAAUAACAAUUUAGAAAUGAUUCCAGAGGGUCUCUGCCGUUGUGGGAAGUUGAAGAAACUUUUAUUAAAUCAAAAUCGUCUCAUUACCCUGCCUGAAAUUCUUCAUUUACUGCCUGAACUUGAGACGUUGGAUGUGCGUGACAAUCCUGACUUGAUUAUGCCCCCAAAACCCGAAGAAUUAAGAACAAGGAAAGAAUUCUACAACAUUGACUUUUCUCUUGCCAAUCAACUUCGGUUGGCAGGUGCAGCUGCUCCUGCCCAAACUGAACAAACAUCACCUCCAAAAGACGCCAUUGCUCGAAAACUUAGAUUACGUCGGCGACAUGAUGGUGGACAUGAGAGUGAAAAGGUUUUGCGGGGCAUGCGAGAUGUUGCUGAAAGUAAAGCUGUGUCUGAUUUUGCAGAUGAUGCAGAUGAAAGAGGAUUACUCAAGCCGAAGCGUCUUGAAGAUACACUAGAAAAGCACCAACUUGAUUAUAGCCAGAUAUUUGAUGAGGAUGUUGGACAGAUUCCUGGCUUGACUUGUUGGGAAAUUGAGAACUUCCUGCCCAAUCAAGUUGAUGACUGUCUAAUUGGCAAAUUCUAUGAAGCAGAUUGCUACAUUGUUUUGUCCACUGACAUGGAUGAAAAUGGCAGUUUAUGUUGGCAAAUUUAUUACUGGAUUGGCUCCAAAGCCACUUUGGAUAAAAAAGCUUGUGCUGCAAUCCAUGCUGUAAAUCUUCGUAAUUUGCUUUUUGAAACCAGAACCAGUCGCCAAGAAAUGAAUGAAGAAGAAGAUGAGUUCUUGGAAUUAUUUGAGCAUGGAAUUUCGUAUAUUGAUGGUGGAAGAACUGCCAGUGGCUUUUACACAGUUGAAGAAGUGGCAUUUGAGAAAAAAUUAUAUCGGGCUUCAGGGAUACAGAGAAUUCAUUUGGAAAGAUGUGAUGCUACAGCUUGUUCCUUGGAUCCUCGUUUUGUGUUCUUAUUUGACUCUGGCUUUAACAUUUACAUUUGGGAAGGUAAAAGAGCCAAAGGGGUUACAAAGACCAAAACACGGUUAAUUGCUGAAAAGAUAAAUAAAAACGAACGUAAGAACAAAGCAGAAAUCAUCAUGGUGAAACAAGACGGUGAUGAUGUGACAUUUUGGCAAUCACUUGGUGAUUUACAUUCCACCUUCCAAAUUAAGGAACAUGUACCAGAUGAGUUCCAGCCAAUGAAUCCUCGUUUAUACAAGGUUGGAUUAGGAAGGGGUUAUUUGGAACUUCCACAAGUGGAUAUCCCUCAUAAUAAACUUGAGCAAAAAUUACUGGACACCAAGUGUGUAUACAUCCUGGACUGUAACUCUGAUCUGUUUGUUUGGAUUGGAAAAAAAUCCACACGUCUUGUGCGAGCAGCAGCCCUGAAGUUGUCACAGGAAGUGUGUAGCAUGCUCAAACGACCAGAGUAUGUGACAGUCACAAGGUGUCUAGAAGGUACUGAACCGCAGAUAUUCAAAACCAAAUUCAUUGGCUGGGAUGAUGUCAUUGCAGUUGACUAUACAAGAUCUGCAGAAUCUGUUAUUCGAAGAGGUGCUGAUAUGAAGGUAAGACUUUCUUUAAACAUUUUUCUUAUUAUUGACAUGAUAACUUGA